This is a messenger RNA of Megalobrama amblycephala (Wuchang bream), 4663 nucleotides long. RefSeq names its product Ig heavy chain C region. NCBI's taxonomy places the organism in Eukaryota, Metazoa, Chordata, Actinopteri, Cypriniformes, Xenocyprididae. The record is from RefSeq and is a predicted model, not a curated record. Gene Ontology annotation, cellular component: plasma membrane. The transcript has 4 exons. The coding region runs from base 1148 to 1918 and encodes 256 amino acids.
CAAAGAUGAACGAAGGCCUGUGUGUAAGACAUGAUGGUGAGUAAUAAAUGACAUAAUUUUCAUUUUUGGGUGAACUAACCCUUUAAAUGCAGUGGGAAAAGUACCAGUGUGAAGAGAGGUGUUGAUGAUGUGAGAGAGUGCAGGUACAACUGAAGAAGAAAUGUCUUGAAGGAGAAGAGUGGGGAUAGGAUCAAGCAGACAGGUAGUAGGGUGAUUGGAAAGAAUGAGUUUGCAGACUUCUGCCUCCGAGAGCAGAGAGAAGAAGGGGAGAAUAUGUGUGUUAGCUGUUAAAAUGUGUUUGUCAGUUUGUGGUGUGGAAAAUUGGCCGCUGAUGGUUGUUGUUUUAUUUAUGAAGAAUGUGGCAAAGUCAUCAGCUAUUAAGUUUGACAAAGGCAGGGGAGGAGUAGGAUUAAGAAGAGAAGAGAAGGUUUUGAAAAGCGUGCGAGAGUCAGAAGAAUUAUUCAUUUUUUGUGGUAGUGUGUCAUUUUAGCAGUAGAGACAUUAAGCUUUGAUUUAAACUCUUACUUGCAUAAAGAACAAAAACAGAGAAAGAACGGCCAGUUGACCAUGAGCUCUGUGUUGAUCGUCAGUUCCAGCCAGGAUAUCAUCUCUGUGUUCAUCAAAACAAGCUCAAGUUUCAGAUUAAACUAAUAUUAUGUGCCAUUUUAACAUGCCAUUUGAAGCAUUGCAAUGCCUGCUUGUGCAUUUAUGUUAUAUUUUAUGUGAUAGUAGUGUGCAAUGGAAAUUUUUUACUUUUGAAAACUGUGCCAUUGCUGUAAAAAGUUGGGAAACACUGAUAUAGCCUACCUGUAUAUAACUUAUAUAGAGUUGGUUACUGCUAUAAAAACUAAAUAAAUUGAUAUAAGAGCUUAAUUGAUGUUUUCAUUUCCUUCGAUUUUGGGUGUUAGUGGUGGUAAAUGCUAAGAUGCUGCCUUAAUAACAGUAAGUGUGAACUGGGUUCAAUCUAUGCAAUUUUGUAAUAGGUAGAGUUAUAUCAUGAUUAAAACUAAACACAAGAAAUGAACAGUUUCUCAGGUCUACCUCAGAAGCUGAUGAAACAAUCGUGGACAGACAGGAAAAGGUGUGUGAUUUGUCAGACUCGGCACAUUUCUCUCAGUUGCUUUGGCCUGUAAAGUCUUCAGACAGCAUGCACGACCUCCUUUAUCUUGUCUUGUUCUGUUUAAUUUCGCCACACGGGAUGGCAGGUACAGUUUAUCAGUUUCCCCCAUCAGUGAAGGUGAAAUCGGGUGAUACAGUGACUAUGCACUGCCAACUCAAUGAGGUGCAGUCGUUCUGUCACACAAUGGCCUGGGUAAGAGUACAUCCAGUGAGUCUAAUAAUAGACAUUCUGCAGGACUCAAACAUCCCUCCUCAGACUAAAGAUCAUGUGGAAAGCACAGUGUGUCAGGCUUCCAUCUACAAUGCAUCGAUACAGGAUUCUGGGACAUAUUACUGCAUCGCUACCGACCGUGAGCAUAUGUACCUCGGGAAUGGCACAGCUGUUACUGUACAAGCUGACAGCACAGUUAUGCCGUCUAUUGAUGUCAUGGCAUUUGCCAGCAGCAACUACCUCAACCUUACUCUUCAGUGUACAGUCAGGGGAUUUGCUCCAUCACAGGUCCAUGUGUACUGGCUCAUAGGGAGUAGAAAAGAAAAAGGGCAAACUUUUUUUGUUUGGGAAGAAGGUAAAGAGAACUCUGUGAAAACUCAGAAUUAUGUAGCAGUAUCAGCUGAGGAGUGGAAGACAGAAGGACAGUACACCUGUGUUGUGAAGUUUGGUGGAUGGAUGUUCAACAAAACUCUUCGUUAUUAUGAUAUUCAGGACACUUGUUAUCCUCUCGUCAGUGUUGCUAGAAUUUUUGCACUUGUCACCGCUCUACUCUUUUUCACAACCUUAUUAAUAGCAGAGCACUUCUAAACUACGGAAAUUUUGUAUUUGAUUCUAUGACCUGAAAACAUCAAACAAUAAAAUAGAUUUGUUGCAAAUAAAUAAAUGUGCAUCAACUGUGCAUAGGUUGCAUAGGUUUUAUUUUUAUAUUGGCAGGGAUACAUGCUAUAGACACAUCCUGCUGUAUAAAUGAACUUUUAGGUUAAUUAUACUGUAUGUUUAAAUGUGAGUACAUUUUAUGCAAAUGUGACAGGUAAAACUAUAGUGAAUGGGUGAGCAUUUUCUGCAUAGCUUAAGUUAUAACUUUUAAUAAAAAACAUUUUAAUGUGCCAUCCAAUUUCAGAGUUUAUUUAAUCAAUAGAGAUCCAUGCAAUAAGUAGCUUAGGUUUUUAAGUUUGAAUGCAAUGUCAAAAAAUAUCCUUACAAAUAUAGGCACCAAGAUUAUUAAUUAAUUAUCAUUAAUUAAGUAAUGAAGUACUUGCUAAAUGAUUUUCUAGUAAGAAAAUGUAACAAGGCAGAAAGUAAAGAAAUGACAAAUAAAAAUAUGUUCAUAUACAUCACAUGUGGAAAAAACAAAUAUGAUUUCUGGACGCUGAUACAGACAUCUCCCUGUACUGUCCAUGCCCAGCUAUACAAAUCAAUUAUCAAUCAUCUGAGAAUGGUGCUAUUGUCAUUAAUGUAGAAGUACACCUAUGUUUCAUUAUCAUUUAUAUCAAUGGAGUGGUUUCCCAGACAGAGAUUAGUCCUAGAAUUGAAUGACCUUUUAAACCAGAUUAACAAAAAUCUGCUUUCGCUGUCAUGGUUUUAAAUAGUCCUAUACUUAGUCUAGUCCAGAGUUUAAUAAGCUGAUUUCCUGAAGAACGAUAAAGAGCUACUCCAGAACUAAACUGUGGCUUAAAUUAAACCUUCCAGGAGGCAGGUUUAACUUCAGUUUAAUGUUGUGAUCUUAGAAGACACAUGGGUUACUUGGACUAUGUAAAGAUAUUGAUCUUAUACCCACAGAUUCACAAAACAGUAAAAUAAUAAAGCAGAUGAUUCAAUCUUACCUGAAGUUGUUGUAUUGUUCUUGUAGAUGUGUGUGCAUUUGUUUCUAAAUAAUUAAAAAUAGAUUUUCAGGCAUUCCUUGUUUCUUUUUCUUUUCUUUUCUUUUUUCCCACAGCUGAUGUGUGCAGCUUUUCUUUGCUAUUAGCUUUAAUAGUUUUCUUUUGUUUUUUUUAUUGAUUUUUUUUAAUUCUGCCAUUGUUUUCCCUGCAUUUGCCUCUCAGUUCCAUACAGUUUUAAGCUUUUCUUGGUUCAUUCCAUGUUUUAUAGGCAACCUCGAUGGUGUUAAUUCAAAUUAAUUUUGUUUAUUUUAGUUCAAGACUCCAUAGUCCAUGUGUUAGUAAUCUAUACUUAACAUGUGUUUCAAAAAACACUUUUAAGACAUGAUUAACUAUUCUAGAUUAAGGCCUACUCCUGUCUUAUUUUAAACCCUGCCCGGAAAAUUGUCCAUAUUUUUUUUUCUUUUCCAAUAUCCUUUAUACUUUAUAAUUUUUAUGUUUCAUUAACCUUUAUAACCUUUUUAUUAUUCUAUCCUAAAAGAAGAACACUGGAAAACUGAUCAGAAUUACUGCUAUUGUAGUAGCUACAGCACUAGAACUGGGCUGUGGCUGAAACUUGGAUCUCAGUAACCAGAGUUUAGAACUCGUGAAGGGCCCUCGUGUGGUGAACCCAAGGAAUUGACCAACACGAAUGUUAUUAACUUUGGGCGCUCCCUCGUGUCCUACACUAGUACUACAGAAUGUUUGCAAAGUGACAGUGUGUGUGCUGCAUUCAGGGAAAAAUUAAUAAAUAAUAAUAUUAAAAAUAGUAUUCCACGCAUUCAGAAAACCAUGCACUUAAUAGAACAUGAAGCAUCUAAAAUAUUAAUUUCAAUAACAGAAAUCCUAUAAAAACAAAAAUAAUACAUUCUAUGCUAUUUUGUUAGAAUUGUAUAUUCCUCAUUUAAUUAUUAUUAUUAUUAUUAUUUAGCAAAAGGUUUGAAAGCUACAGUGCUGCUUCAGAACUCUUAAAAAUGGCACACAAUUCAUUGCCCUAAAUGUUGCUGCUCUCUCAAUCACAUUACGAAGCUGCUCGGAUACCUCAGAACCAGUCGCGGUAUUAAAAUCAGCUAUAUAAGUGGCAUGGCAUCUUACGUACAGAAGCCAUUGGCACAUGCCGCAGUGCUUAGUGGCACAUCAGGUGGUGGCACAUCCGGUUUUCAUUGGCAUAUGCCAUCAGAUUAUGUGCCACUAAAACUUGUGACAUGGGCCUAAGGAUUGUGUCAUGUGCAAUGUUACAUUCAGCUGUUGCAAAUUCAUUGACUUUUGAAUGUCAAGUUAAUUUUUUACAAGGAAAGGAGUAGUUUCACUACAGUGGUUCAGGCUGCAGGAUUGCCGAGUAACUAAAGAAACAUUAUCAACAUUAUGGUGUAACACUGAAAAGGUUUUGCAGCCAUCCAUAACCUUUUUUUUUUUUUUUUUUUUUUUGGUUAAAAAAUAUUUAAGUACUUAAUCAGCUAGUGUUCAAAACUAUCUCCUCACCUUAGCCCGAUUCGCAGCAGUAAGCUUCUAAUAAUGUUUUAUAAUAAAUUUAGUACUGGUGGGUUUCUGCGGGAAAUUCGAGCAUGUUUGUCUUUGCAUCACGUGACAUCUGUAAAUAGAAAGAACUAGUCCCAGCUAGGCCAUGUGUGAGGAUGCUACUAGCGGAUCAUUUAUAGCCUUUUUUUUCACAGCAGCUGGAAUAAUUAAAUUUAUC